Messenger RNA from Hyposmocoma kahamanoa, 1633 nucleotides. RefSeq names its product plasminogen-like. Gene Ontology annotation, molecular function: serine-type endopeptidase activity. The record is from RefSeq and is a predicted model, not a curated record. Gene Ontology annotation, biological process: proteolysis. Bases 92 to 1609 code for a protein of 505 amino acids. NCBI's taxonomy places the organism in Eukaryota, Metazoa, Arthropoda, Insecta, Lepidoptera, Cosmopterigidae. The transcript is spliced from 13 exons.
GAGUUUUAUUGCCGAUAUAAACACGAUCCGAUAUAUUGAUGAUGAUGGUUUUUUUCCCAAAAAAUUACGUGAACCCAAAUACGCCUAUAAAAUGAAACAGAUUUGGUUUAUACUUUGUUUAGGAACCAUAUUGGUAAAUGGACAAAAAGUGAACAGGUCAUGUGAAUGUGGCGUAGCUGGCAGCAACAGGCGUAUAGUAGGUGGUACUACAGUACAGCCGCAUCAGUAUCCAUGGCUCGUAUCUCUGAUGUUGGGUCCAAAACUGCAUUGUGGAGGGGCCAUUAUAACCGACAUUCAUAUUCUCACUGCUGGCCAUUGUAUCACGUUUGGAGUUCACUAUCGAGACUUAACAGUAAACGUAGGGAUGCAUGAUAGAUUGGAUACAUCAUUUCAAGUUCUUAGAGUGACAAAUGGUGUUAAGCAUCCUGAGUUCACUUCAAACGCAGUAAGGGACAUCAACGAUAUAGCAAUUCUGACGUUAAAUAAAAAGCUCCAUUUUUCUGAUAAAGUGCAUCCCAUAUGCUUACCUACUGCAGAUAUGGAUUUUAAAAACUUUGCCCUAACUGUGGCUGGUUGGGGAAAGACACGCCAAGGUGCUAUGACGUCAUCGAGAUAUUUACUUGAAACUAAAGUGAAGAUGGUUGAUGGUGAAAAGUGUCGGAAAUCAGCGAUAUAUAGAGAUAAUCUUGUCACCGACACAAUGAUGUGUGCCUACAGCCUGGGCAAGGAUGCUUGCCAAGGCGAUAGCGGAGGUCCCCUGUUUGCUACACAUUCACGAACGACCAACAGAAAGUGGUACCAAGUCGGUAUUGUAUCUUGGGGUAUUGACUGUGCAAUGCCGGAUUAUCCAGAAUGUGGCAGACCUGCAGAGUCCAUCGCAGCAGUGAGGAUAGUAGGGGGUAGAAGAGCGGAACCACAUUCAUUCCCUUGGACAGUCGCUAUUCUUAAAAACAAUCGAAUGCACUGUGGUGGUGCAAUCAUUACAAAUAAACAUGUACUUAGUGCGGGCCAUUGUUUUAAAUGGGAUAAUUUCACUAAUAUGGAAACGUUAAUUGGGUUAGACACUUUUGACGAUUUGAGCAACGUUGCAAGAAGACGAAUAACAAAUGUGGUCAUUCAUGAAGACUUUACAACGACGCCUGUUCGGGACGAAAAUGACAUUGCAAUAGCGACGUUGAACGAGCCCGUAAAGUUCAGUGAAAUCAUUGUACCCAUAUGCUUGCCUGUAAAAAAACAAGACUUCACGGGUUUAUCUGGCACAAUAGUGGGGUGGGGCCGAGUGGGUGUGGAGGCGUCAUCUUCAAAAGUUCUCUUGAAAGCUAGUUUACGACUUCUAUCGGACGAGGAAUGCAUGAAUUCUAAUUUAAAGGAGCAUUUGAAACCAACAAUGAUGUGCGCCUUCUCGAAAGGAAAGGACGGGUGUCAGGGCGACAGUGGCGGUCCACUAUUAGUGUUCGAGCCAGUCGGAAAAUAUGUUCAAGCAGGCAUCGUUUCGUGGGGAAUUGGAUGUGCAGACCCUAGAUAUCCAGGCGUUUACACCAAAGUCAGUCACUAUAUUGACUGGAUUCAAAAACAUUCGGAAGGCGGGUUAACAUGCGAUAACAAUUAAUAGACUAAUAAUAAAGUUUGUUAG